This is a messenger RNA of Hippocampus comes (tiger tail seahorse), 831 nucleotides long. RefSeq names its product troponin I, slow skeletal muscle-like. The record is from RefSeq and is a predicted model, not a curated record. Bases 202 to 738 code for a protein of 178 amino acids. The transcript has 9 exons. Gene Ontology annotation, biological process: cardiac muscle contraction; skeletal muscle contraction. Gene Ontology annotation, cellular component: troponin complex. NCBI's taxonomy places the organism in Eukaryota, Metazoa, Chordata, Actinopteri, Syngnathiformes, Syngnathidae.
CAUGCAAUAAUGUGUCCUGACUCUGGACCGAAUCCAGAACGGUUCCAUUGUGAUGCACCAAUAGUCAAGCGGGAGUGGAGGGGAUAUAUUUGCAUGCAGAGAUGUGAGUGUGUCAGUGCAUCAAUCGUUUGAGUGCUAGUUUGAUUCCUAUACUUGCCAUUUGUGAUCGACUUUACCUUCAAGAAACAAUAAACAGCAGUUAUGUCUGAAGGACCGAGAGAACCAAAAUAUUCAGCCACACGCCGACUGCACUUGAAGUCCAUCUUGCUGAGAAGGGCCACCUCGAUGCUUUUGGCUGAAAGCGAAGAGAAAAGAGUGGAGAAGGAAAGAUUCCUUGCUGAAUGUUUCCCUCAGCCGAAGACCUCAGACCUGUCAGUCCAACAACUCCAGGAACUGUGUAAAGAGCUACACAGAAAGAUUGAUGUCACAGAUGAAGCUCGAUAUGAUAUCGCGUUGAAGGUGGACAAAAAUGAAAGCGAGAUUGAGUCACUGAGACAGAAGAUUGCCUCGCUGAAGGGGGUCCGGCGUCCCAGCUUAAAGAGGGUGAAGAAAAAUACAGAAAACUUGCUGGGCGCAUACUCCGACCCCUCCAAACUCAUGAAGGCUGAUUUCAAGGCCAACCUUAAGACAGUGAAGAAAGAAGAUGAAAAACGGGAAGAAGUGAUUGAUUGGCGUAAGAAUGUGGAGGCCAUGUCCGGCAUGGAGGGCAGGAAGAAGCUGUUUAACUCUGGACAGUAGCUAAACUCGUCACCAUAAUUGGUUCGGGGCAUUAUUUUGAAUGGUGAAUGUGCUUUUUACCAGUUUGGACAACUGUGAUUAAAACAUUACAAC